UUCACAACACCGGAACUUUAGUUGGAGCUACCUCUACGGGGACGGUGUUUAUGGUAACACUGGAAAAAUUAGAAAUUAGCAACGUUUAUCCGUUCAUUUACACAGUACUGUGCGAAUUCAUUUAUUGGUCGUUGUAUGCACAGCGAGGUUUCUUGAAGAUUACAGCGAAGCCGCAUGCACGCAGCAUCAAUCAGGUAGCCUUCCAUCAUCUCAUGAAUAUUUUAAAGGAUUCAGUGUUUCCGGUCCCAGUCAGAGCUCCUGAUGAAGGUCUAUAGGUAAUAGUUUGAGAGCCUUGCAAGACGCCAUGUCUGAAGAGGCAAUUUCAGAAAGUGACCUGGAGCCCAGCCUUAACAGUGAAGAGGAGUAUUCGGAAAACGAGGAAGAGGAGGACAAUGAGGACGUGGAGGAAGAUGAGGAUGAAAAUGAUGGAGACGAUGAAGAAGAUGAUAGUGUUGAACGGCCUGUUAGUGCCCAGGGCAGGACAGAAACAGCUCAGGAUGGCAGGGACUCCACUUCAGCUACCUCUGGAGAGCCGUCCUCAGAGCCUCCGUCUGAGCCCGCGUCCCGCCCGUCCUCCAGACCUCCUUCUCGCUCUCAGCCUCCAAUCAGCCCGGAAAACUCAAGCCAGAGCAAGCCACCUUCCAGCAAAACAAAGAAACAUAAAACCUCUAAAUUAACCAAAUCUUCUAAGUCUUCAAAAGGCUCCAAGCCAUCUAAGCCUGCACACAUGAGGAAGAAUAUCAGAAAGCUGCUGAAAGAGGAUCAACUGGAGGCGGGGACCAAAGCUGCUCAACAGGAGGAGAUGGACAGGCGGAAGCGUCUGGAGCAGCAGAGGAAGGACUUCCCUACACCAGCCUCGACUGUCCCAGACUCUCAGCUAGUCGACACUGCUUCAAUUUUAGAAGUAUCUCACUUGGUCCCUGCUCUCCUGAGCAAGCAGGAUGUGAUCUGUCUGGACAGCAGUGGGGAUGAAGAUGAAAAGGUGGACCCCACGCUGCCUUCACUUGCCAUUAGAGAUGAUAUAAUUGAGCUUAGUUCUGGGGACGAGGACGCCCUGCAGAUAAGCAGCGAGUCUGCCGAUGAGGAUGCUGAUGGCACCGCCGCCUCAGAGGAGAGCAGCGGGGCACACAUCAACGACGCCAUGAAUCUGCCUGAUGCCCAGGGUCGAGUGCUGGUUAAUAUCGGUCACCCUGCAGAGGAGAAAGACAUUUACCUCGCUCCACAGCUGGCCAAGGCAGUCAAACCUCACCAGAUCGGGGGAAUCCGGUUCCUCUAUGAUAACCUCAUUGAGUCUCUGGAGCGGUAUAAGACCAGCAGUGGCUUUGGCUGCAUCCUCGCUCACAGCAUGGGGUUGGGCAAGACGCUGCAGGUCAUUUCCUUCACUGACAUCCUACUGAAGAAUACUGAGGCUCACACUGUGCUGGCCAUUGUUCCUGUGAACACACUUCAGAACUGGCUGACAGAGUUUAACCUCUGGCUCCCACCACAAGAAUCCCUUUCCCCUGACACUGACCCUGCAGUCGUCACCGGCCGCACAUUCAAAGUUCACAUUCUCAACGAUGAGCACAAGACGACGCUGGCCAGGGCCAAAGUUGUGGAGCACUGGUCCAGAGAUGGGGGGGUGUUGCUGAUGGGCUAUGAGAUGUACCGCCUGCUGUCCAUGAAGAAAAGCUUUGUGAUGGGCAAGAAGAGGAAAUCAAAGAAGCCCGCCGGACCAAUCAUCAUUGACCUGGACGAAGAAGAUAGACAGCAGGAACUCAUGAAAGGUAUUGAAAGGGCCAUAGCGCGGCCUGGCCCAGAUGUGGUGAUAUGUGACGAGGGUCAUCGUAUUAAAAACUACCAUGCCAGCACAUCACAGGCUCUGAAGAACAUCCGCUCCCGGCGCAGAGUAGUCCUGACUGGUUACCCGUUGCAGAACAACCUAAUUGAAUACUGGUGCAUGGUGGACUUUGUUAGGCCUGACUUUUUAGGCACACGUCAGGAGUUCAGCAACAUGUUUGAGCGGCCCAUUCUGAACGGGCAGUGCGUGGACAGCACACCUCAAGAUGUCCGCUUGAUGCGCUACCGCAGCCAUGUACUGCACAGCCUGCUGGAGGGGUUCGUCCAGAGACGAGGUCAUGAUGUGCUGCGAGACCAGCUCCCCUCCAAGGAGGAGCAUGUGAUCUUGGUGCGACUCUCUCCCAUUCAGAGGGCGCUGUAUACCGAGUUCAUGAAACGCUUUCGAGAAGCGGGGAACAGUGGCUGGCUGGGUCUAAACCCACUCAAAGCCUUCUGUGUCUGCUGCAAGAUCUGGAAUCACCCAGAUGUCCUCUAUGAAGCCCUGCAGAAGGAGAAUCAGGCAAACGAGCAGGACCUGGACCUCGAUGACAUCACUUCAACUAGUAACCCUCGCUGCCCUGCACCAGGUUCUGGCCUCAAAGCCAAAGUGGCCGACUCGAGCAACAGCAAAGGCAACAACACCCUGCCACCACUCAAUCACUCUCAGGAAAGAGCCAAUCAAGUUAUCACAUAUGAAUGGGCAAAAGGCAUAAUGUCAAACUACAGCACAGGAGUUCUGGAGAACUCUGCCAAGAUGAUUCUGCUCUUUCAUUUGAUUGAUGACAGUGUAGGAAGAAGAGACAAGAUUUUGGUCUUUAGUCAAAGUUUGUCCACCCUGACGGUCAUUGAGGACUUCUUAUCGAAGAGAGCCAUGCCGAAAGGCAUCGCCUCCUCUGACGCCCAGAGCCAAAACUGGGUUCGCAACCUCAAUUACUACAGACUGGAUGGGAGUACUUCUGCCUCAGAAAGAGAGCGACUUAUAAAUCAGUUUAAUGACCCAGAAAACAGCAAAACGUGGGUCUUUCUCCUUUCAACAAGAGCGGGCUGCUUGGGGGUAAAUCUGAUAGGGGCCAACCGUGUCGUUGUGUUUGAUGCCUCCUGGAACCCAUGUCACGAUGCUCAGGCGGUGUGUAGGGUGUACCGCUAUGGUCAGAGGAAACCCUGCUACAUUUACCGCCUUGUCUGUGAUUUCACCUUGGAGAAGAAGAUCUAUGACAGACAAGUCUCCAAACAGGGCAUGUCUGACCGUGUGGUUGAUGACCUGAACCCAGUGUUGAACUUCACUCGUAAGGAAGUGGAGUCGCUGCUGCAUUUUGUGGAAGAGGAACCUGAUAAAAUCUCUCUGGAAUCCCAGGGGGAAUUUGAAAUAGUGAUGUAUACAGCUUGUCAGCUUUAUCCACACCUCAUCACCAAGCAACCUUUUCAUCACGAGUCUCUGCUGGUGGACCGGAAGGAGUCGAAGCUGACCAAAGCAGAGAAGAGAGCCGCCAAGAAGAGCUAUGAGGAUGAGAAACGAGCCUCGGUGCCCUACUCUCGCCCAUCAUAUGCCCCCUACUACCCAACAAGUGAUCAGAUGCUCACAAACAUACCAGCAUUUAACCAACGUGGCUGGCGUCCCAUGGCACGACCAGAUGACAAGCCUGUGGCAAGUGUCAGGCCCAUCCAGUCAACCCCAAUCCCCAUGAUGCCUCGCCAGGUCGGCAUGGGCAUGGCUGGCUCCAGCUCUGCCGGCAGCCUGCCUGUCAACUUCCUGCAGAAAGCUGGAGUUUAUGUACAGAGGAUCGUCACCACAACCGAUAUUGUAAUCCCAGGAGCCAACAGCACAACAGAUGUUCAAGCUCGAAUUAGUGCAGGGGAGAGCAUCCAUGUUAUCAGAGGAUCAAAAGGUACCUACAUUAGGACAAAUGAUGGAAGGAUUUUUGCUAUUCGUUCUGGAAAGAUCAGUAGGCCGGCAGUCGGGGGCUCUGCUGCUGCAAGAGACACCCAGGGUUCCCUGAUCCACCCACUCAGUAAUGGCUGUUCAUCGCCUGUGGAUCAACAGCAGGGCUCCCCCAACGGGGAGCAGCGGCCCUCCUCUCCCUUAAACUCUGAGAUUCUCAGAGAGUUCAGCCGCUACGCUGCAUCCACAAGUGAUGUCACCGCGGGCAUGGGGAAUGAAUUGCCGUCACCGUCAGAAAUGUUGGCUGUACCAGCAGGGGAUGAAGGCAGUUCGCGAAACAAUCAGACUGCUGACCUCAGUAGGCCACACGGUGAAGACCUCUUGAGCUCAGCUUUAGAGAUGCGAGGCAGCAAGCGCAGGAGUACUGAAAGCCAUGGCAACACACAAAUAGGAGGAAAACGCACUUCUGCUGCAACACGUUUCCCUGGACUGUCAAUGGGCUCCAGUGGGCUCAGUUUUCCCCCUGUGGGUCUGAACACGACCUCCCUACUGGGGAACCUAGGUCACAUAAGUCAUCCACUUCUGAUGGAUGGUGGUGGUGGAUCGUCAUUCCUUCAGACACCAGGACAAACACUGGCUGACCUACAGACCAUGUUCCCCUCUGCAGGCUCGGACCUACUGAGACAGUCUGCCACAGGACACCUUCCCACCCCCUCCUCGUCCUCUCUGUCCACUGUUUUCUCCUCUGCUUCUACCACCAUCCCCAUGUCAUCUACACCCUCGGCAGCAACUUCUUCCUCCCUGGCGUCGGGUUCCCUGCCUUCGUACUUGAUGAAUCCCAACAUGGCUGGCCUGCUUUCGUCAGGCUUCCCUCUCAACUACAGUCCGUCGCUGCUCUCUGAGCCGAGGAUGUUCCCCACCUCUCUCCUCUCUGGCUCAGGGGGAUUCCCCACGCCUAACUCCAGCUCUACUGCAUCCAGUUUCCUCUCCCAUUUCAACAAUCCCACUUCCAGUCUGUUGGGGGCAGCUCUGACCCAGCCGGACCUACAUCCGAGUACGGAGAACGGCGGCAGUAGUUCUGAUGAUGAUGUAAUAGAGGUGACGGGACAGUAGAGACUCAAGAAGUCCUGGAGAGGCAGUUUCACACAUAAUUUGCAUUAGGGACGGGAAUGAUUACACCUUUACUAAAUCAACAAAAUUGAUUCUGUUACAGUAUCUAUCCUAACCUAUGAAUGGAUAAUUGAAGGCCAGAUGCAUUUUUAUAUUCUGAUUGUGUGAGCGCAUCAGAAUGCAUGGGAGUUAAAGAGAAAAAAGGGAAAUUCUACAAUGAUGAAGUGACUGGUCUUUUUUGUUUUAAAUCAAUUUUAAUCCUGAACACAUACUGUGAAGUUGGAAAAAAUUGUGAUAAAUUAAAUGUGUUUCGGCCUUGCUGUUAGACUAGCCAUUAAAACCGUUUAUAUCAUUCACAUAUUUACCAGUGAAAUUGCAAAUUAACUGCAUUCCCAUUCCUAAUGUUCUCAUUAAACUACACACACACACACACACACACACACACACACACACACACACACACACACACACACACACACACACACACACACACACACACACACACACAGACUCAGACUCUCACCUGCAACUGAGAGAAUCAACUAUUACCUUAAUGACUGUACACAGUCAGAGUAACAAAUCGUUAUGCUGAAUAUCUUCUACUUGUUCAGCUGGAGCAUCUGAGUAGUGGGAACAGACCAUUGUUGUUCGGGGACCAGCUGACAUUUUUGGAGACUUUUUAACCACAGCAUCUCCUGCUACACUUUAAAACAAGGCCUCACCGUGCUGUUAGUUGUUGUUUUUUUUCUCUCCCUGAACGCAGAUGGCAUAAUGUGAGGAAAAACUGCUUCAUGUUGGAUUGUCUCAUGAUAUAUUGCUGUGAAACAGUCUGGUGCAAACCAAAAUUUGACAUUUCCGCAAUACUCACCUGCUGAACACAAAUAUACUAAUUUUAUUUCAGCACUGUUUAUAGUAAACAAUACUGGUAAGCUACAUAGUACAAUAAAUAACUCACAGCGACUACAGAACGUUGUUAAAAUCCACCUGACAAUAUAUUUAGAGAAAAUCCUUCGAGGCUUACCUUUAAUAACAGAAUCUUAGGCUUUCAGAGCAUAUUUUAGUCUUUAGCAAUUUGAUAGGCAUUGUAGCAUCCCCUGUUGAAUGGAUAUUAUGUGUGAUACUAUAACUGAACAUGUUGAUACUUUGUAAAUAGCAGUCAUUAUCAUUGUUUAUAUUGCAAGUCAAUACUGUGCAGUGUGUAGAUUUUGGUUGUAGAAAGAUGGUUUAUUAUUACAGUGACUAUCAUGAUAAACACGCUUUUGCAUUGAUGCUGGGGAAACAAAUGUACGUUCAACUUUAUAAUUUACCUCCCCCCCUCCCCCAUAAAACUAAAAUGAAUGUACUUUAUUGUUAGCCUUUGGUAAAACAGGGGCUGGGACAUGGAUUCGGACUGUGUUCUUUCAUUUUUAGCCUUAAAUAACACAAAGGGGUCUUGAGUCUUAGCAUUUAUCUUAGUACAUCCCUUUUUACAAAUCUGUUGGAACUACUGAGCAUUUAGACAGUCAGUGUCAAACUCAUUAACACAAGCAUUGGGCUGAUUCAGCAUUGUGAAAAGCACCAAGUCUGAAAGCUAAAAGGAGCACAAAGCUUUUAAGGUUUAAUGUUGCUAAAUCAUCCACCUCUUUUGUUGCAGUUUUUACUGAAGUGUCCCCCACCAUCAGUCAGGCUACACCCUACAUGUAGUUUUGACUCUAAUUACUCACUGAGAACAAAUAUUACCUAAACUGUAGAAAACAUUGCAUUCACGCGGCCUGAGUGUUUCAAACCUGAAGUCAAUGAAGCCACCAACCAUCAAAACGGAUAUUGAACAUGACUGUGGACCGGUGGUGGCCUUACCAAACUGACAGUGCCAACAUGUGGUAGCUUUUCACAGAGGUGCGUCUUUAAAAGCUGUGCAGUGUAAGUAGCUUCUGUCAGUAGCGUCAGUCGGUGUAGGUCUGCAGUGCUUUAGGGAGUUUAGGCCUUUGCUGUUCUCUGUAGCCUUGUGUUUCUGUGUUGUGAGGACACCUCAAGGUAUGUAGACUGUAACACUGGAUAACCUGAGACAAUUUUUAUGGGUAGGUUUGUUUUCUUCUGAAGAUCUUUUGCUCCCACAGUCAAGAGUACUGUGCACUUUUUGCUACUUACUGGCUCCUUCCCUUGUUGUUGUUCUGGAUGCUAUGUUUCUAUCAUCAAGGAUGUCUCCAGUUUUCUUCAGCAUGUCCGGGGAACUUGGGCUGGUUGGUUUCAGAUUUGAAGGUGGAGCUGGCUCUUUGAAAAAGGAUCCUAUCUGCUUGUGAACUGAAUUGUCUUUAUUCUCAGUCCGUUGGAAACAUUUUGCAUUUGAAUCUUGUGAAUCAUCAGUUUGUAAAACAAAACCUGUCUGCCAUUUCUUGUCAGUUAUGUGCAUUUUUGUGUUUCAUGCAAAUAUGUCAUUUAUUUUAAAUGUUUUUUUUAUAACUUCUUAUUGGUGUUCACUGGCCUGGCAGUUGUUUCCCUUCUUUUAAUGUAAGUGUCUGAAAUGUAUUUGAUGGAAAUACAUUCUUUUUUUGCAGUUACAUUUUUUUAACCUUUUGUUCACUUUGACCCAUUGACGGCUGAUCCAGUAAGAAUUUCGUACAUGCAGCCUAGAUCGAAGCAAAAUAUGACCGUGUUAUCAGUUAUUUUAACAAUAAAACACUCUUCUAUUGCAGUGUGAA
This is a messenger RNA of Perca flavescens (yellow perch), 7485 nucleotides long. RefSeq names its product RAD54 like 2 (gene rad54l2). The transcript has 23 exons. Lineage: Eukaryota; Metazoa; Chordata; Actinopteri; Perciformes; Percidae. Gene Ontology annotation, cellular component: nucleus. Gene Ontology annotation, molecular function: ATP binding; ATP hydrolysis activity. The coding region runs from base 305 to 4810 and encodes 1501 amino acids. The record is from RefSeq and is a predicted model, not a curated record.